UUCUCAUCUAUCGUUUCAGACACAUGCAUGACCACUUCACGAACCUCUACCCACAGCUGAUUAAGAACCCUUCUGUCAUGAAUAAAGUCCAGGAGUUUUUAACGAAGCAAGAUCAGUGGACCCGGAAUAACAGCAAAUAUUACAAAGAUGACCCAUUUUGGAGACACACGGGCUAUGUUAUGGCUCAGAUGGAUGGGCUGUAUGUAGGGGCAAUGAAGAGGGCUGCAUUAGAGGGAACAAAGCCUUUAACACUGUUCCAGAUUCAGUUCCUGAAUGCUGUUGGAGAUCUGUUGGACCUGAUCCCUUCAUUUUCUCCCACAAAGAACUCCAGCCUGAAUUCUUCUAAGAGAUGGGACAUGGGACACUGCUCUGCUCUUAUUAAGGUUCUUCCUGGAUUUGAGAACAUCUUUUUUGCUCACUCAAGCUGGUACACGUAUGCAGCCAUGCUCAGGAUAUACAAACACUGGGACUUCAACAUCAUUGAUAAAGACACAAGCAGCAGUUUCCUCUCUUUCAGCAGUUACCCAGGGUUUUUGGAGUCUCUGGAUGACUUUUACAUUCUUAACAGUGGUUUGGUAUUGCUGCAGACCACAAACAGCGUGUAUAAUAAGACCCUAUUGAAGCAGGUGGUACCCCAGUCUCUCCUGGCCUGGCAGAGAGUCCGGGUGGCCAAUAUGAUGGCACGAGAUGGCAAGCAGUGGGCAGAGAUCUUUUCAAAAUACAAUUCUGGCACCUAUAACAAUCAGUACAUGGUCCUGGACCUAAAGAAGGUAAAUCUGAACUAUGGCCUUGGCAAAGGCACUCUGUACAUUGUGGAGCAAAUUCCUACAUAUAUAGAAUAUUCUGAACAGACCGAUGUUCUCCGGAGAGGAUAUUGGCCCUCCUACAACAUUCCUUUCCAUGAAAAAAUCUACAACUGGAGCGGCUAUCCGCUGUUAGCCAAGAAGCUGGGUUUGGAAUACUCUUACGACCUGUCUUCACGAGCCAAAAUCUUCCGGCGUGACCAAGGGGAAGUGACUGAUAUGGCAUCCAUGAAAUAUAUCAUGCGAUACAACAACUACAUGAAGGAGCCUUACAGUAGGGGUGAUCCCUGCAACACCAUCUGCUGCCGGCAGGACCUGAGCUCCCGCAACCCGAGUCCUGGAGGUUGCUAUGACACCAAGGUGGCAGACAUCUACCUAGCUUCUCAGUCCACGGCCCAUGCCAUCAGUGGGCCCACAGCUGAAGAUGGCCUCCCCGUUUUUCACUGGAACCGCUUCAACAAAACCCUGCAUCGGGGCAUGCCAGAGGUCUACAACUUUGAUUUUAUUACCAUGAAACCAAUUUUGUAACUUGACAUAAAAUGAAGGAGGGAGAUGAGGGAACAGAAGGGAACAGGAGGCUGCAAGUGAGAUACCAAAGGUACUAUUUCAGCUAUGUUUUUCCAUUCAGAAUUAGUCUUAAUAAAAUAUAUUAAAUUCAGUCUA
Messenger RNA from Vicugna pacos (alpaca), 1466 nucleotides. NCBI's taxonomy places the organism in Eukaryota, Metazoa, Chordata, Mammalia, Artiodactyla, Camelidae. The record is from RefSeq and is a predicted model, not a curated record.